AUGAUGGAGGAUUUCAACAGUGAGACCGACAGUGACUAUACCAGUUACUGGCGGGAUUGGUUCAUCUCCUCUCGUGGAAACGAGUACUUCUGCGAGAUCGACGAGGAGUACCUGACCGAUCGCUUCAACCUGACUGGUUUGAAUACCGAAGUCCCCUACUACCAGUACGCCUUGGAUCUGGUGACCGAUGUCUUCGACGUCGACGCCGAUGACGACCUUCGUGAGCAAAUCGAGAAGUCCGCCCGCCACCUUUACGGAUUGGUCCACGCCAGAUACAUCGUGACUACUCGUGGCCUCGCCAAGAUGGUUGACAAGUACAAGAAGGGCGACUUUGGCAAGUGCCCCCGCGUUGUGUGCGAAGGUCACCCUCUCCUUCCCAUGGGCCAGCAUGAUGUUCCCGGCAUGAGCACCGUUCGCCUCUACUGCGCCAAGUGCGAAGACAUCUACAACCCCAAGUCCUCUCGCCACGCGGCCAUUGAUGGCGCCUACUUUGGCAGCUCCUUCCACAGCAUGCUGUUCCAGGUUUACCCCGCUCUCGUCCCUGAGAAGAGCAUCCGUCGCUACGAGCCUCGCAUCUACGGGUUCAAGGUUCAUGCUGCGGCUGCGCUUGCUCGCUGGCAGGAUCAGUACCGUGAGGACAUGAAGGCUCGUCUUCGCGAUGCUGGCGUGGAGGUCAAGUACGCCGAGGAAAGUGAACAUGAAGAGGAGGAAGACGAUGAUGAUGAAUCUCAGAACAUUGAUACCAAGGGAGAGCGUGUGGCUGGCGAUGCUGCCUCUGGCCGUAUGGACAUUGGCAACUGA
Molecule: messenger RNA, 801 nt
Organism: Aspergillus terreus NIH2624
Lineage: Eukaryota; Fungi; Ascomycota; Eurotiomycetes; Eurotiales; Aspergillaceae
Product: casein kinase II subunit beta family protein
Exons: 3
Coding region: 1-801 (266 amino acids)
Cellular component (GO): cytoplasm; protein kinase CK2 complex
Molecular function (GO): protein kinase regulator activity
Source: RefSeq, a predicted model, not a curated record